AUGACAGCCGCGGUCCAGUCUGGAUCUUUCGAGUGGAAGGAAUUGUCCCCUGGAUAUUGGGAGAGAAAUAUCGAUGAAUGGGAGAGAUUCUAUAUUCGUUCUGCUAAGACAGAGAGUGGCUGCUAUCCUGUCACCGGCUUCGCAUCUUUUAGUGUCGACUCCAACAUCCCCGAUAAUGAACGUGUUGAAUCUGCUUUACGAAAGGCUUGGGUUUGUCUUCGUCACCGGCAUCCUAGUCUGGCUUCACGGGUUGCUCACGAUGAAACUGGCCCUGUGAAAAGAACUUACUCGGCACUGGAGGGUGCGGAUCAAGACAGCUGGCUGCAGUCUACUUUCCAAACAUAUGAUACAGACAAAUAUCCACUUGCUUGGUUUAAUGAUGAUGCACCUGAUUUCGAACAGGCGAGUGUUUUCCUCGUCCGCACGCCACACGGUACGGCUGUAUUCCUGCGCGGUCCGCACGAUAUCACAGAUGGGAUUGGCAUUCUCCUCUUACUUCACCAAUUGUUCGAUUUAGCCAGCAAGGCAUACCAAGAAGGCAAAGAGUUUACAAUGCCAGUAUGGGGCAAUGAGGCUAUCAGACUCGCUCCGUGCCUAAGAGUAGCUGCUAAAAUCCCCGAGGUCCUGUCAGAGGCUGAAACGAAAUGGUUUGCGGCCGUUCAAGCUGAGAAUAGAAGGGCUUAUUCCCACCCAAGUCUGUUGUGCAUUCCUGCCAGUCGAAUACCCAUGCCUUCAACACCGUCAAGGACAAACUGUGUUUCGUUCCUCAUUCCACGUAAUAUCACGAAGCAGAUUCUCGGUCUUUGCAAGUCCAUUUCGCCUGGAGUUAGCGUUACGCAUGUUUUCACUGCUGCGCUUGCUUUGACGCUGGCUGAACUUCAAAAUAAGAAGGAGGAGGAAUAUCCUGUUCGUUAUGUCAGUCAUAGCAUUAUCAACCUGCGACCUUAUUGUGACGAGCCGUACAAUAGCGCAGAUAAUGCUGCUGCAUCAUGCCAUACUAUUUCGGCGCAGACUAUACAAAUCGAUCUCGUUGUCCCCAGUGUUUCAGACAGGAAGCUGGAUACGGGCAAGGAUUUGCGCCAGAUCACACUUGACCUAAAAAGCUUUUACGAGGCCACCCGUCCGACUUGUUCUUAUACAUCCAGGGUUCAUGAACAGAUCGCCGUGGCUCCUGCUGUCAUUAAACCGUUCACACCUGCUGUCGGAUUCAAUCCGCAUGCUGUGACAUCUACAUCUCCCUUCUGCGCUGUACCGCUUUCUUCAAUUGGUGAUAUCUCGACUGUAGUUGCGGCCAAGCAGGGACCGUUCGAGUUGACACGUGUGGUUUGUCUGUCAGAGGCUAUUGGGCCUGGAUUGGCGUGUUUUAUGGGAAGUUGGGGUGGAGAGUUGGAGCUUUGUGCUGUUUUUGAUAGUCGAUAUCAUGAUCCAGCUUAUAUUGAGAGUUUUUUGAGGACGAUAGUCGAUAAGGUUUGUACAGGAUUGGGGAUUGAUAUUCCUUCUGUGAGCCCAAUUUAA
Penicillium taxi is the source of this 1515-nucleotide messenger RNA. RefSeq lists its product as uncharacterized. Bases 1 to 1515 code for a protein of 504 amino acids. The record is from RefSeq and is a predicted model, not a curated record. The transcript has 2 exons. NCBI's taxonomy places the organism in Eukaryota, Fungi, Ascomycota, Eurotiomycetes, Eurotiales, Aspergillaceae.